GCAGCUGCCGACCGACAACCAGCCUCCUCUGCGGGACAACAAAGGAGGUGCCAGGCUCACAUCACGACUCCAGUCAGCACAACUCAACAUCUGAAUCGUGCCUGAGAAGAAAUCUUGAAUAUUCACUCAAUCUUAAGAAUUUGAGUGGACAACAUGGAGGAACACUUUGAUGAGAGAGAUAAAGUGCAACGCAGCAGCCGAAGUGCAGGGCGGGCGAACGGGCUUCUCAGUCCCACUCACAGCGCCCACUGCAGCCUGUACCGGACACGCACCUUGAAAGCUCUGAGCUCGGAGAAGAAGGCAAAGAAAGUGCGAUUUUACCGCAAUGGUGACAGGUACUUCAAUGGCAUAGUGUAUGCCAUUUCAUCGGACCGAAUAAGAACCUUUGACGCUUUACUGGUCGACCUCACCCGAACCCUCUCUGAUAACGUCAACCUGCCCCAAGGGGUCCGAAUCAUCUACACAAUCGAUGGCUCUAAAAAAAUCACCAGUGUAGAUCAGCUGAUGGAAGGUGAGAGUUAUGUGUGUGGCUCCACCGAAGCCUUUAAAAAGCUUGACUACUCUAAUAACGUCAACCCUAACUGGUCUGUGAAUGUGAGGGCCUUGGGCUCCAGCAAGUGUCCCACGUCUCUAGCCAGCUCGAAAUCAGAGCCGCAGUCCAAAGAGGGCAAAGACUUCAUCAGACCCAAACUGGUCACCGUCAUCCGCAGUGGGGUGAAGCCACGGAAGGCAGUUCGCAUCCUACUCAACAAGAAGACAGCCCACUCCUUUGAGCAAGUUCUGACUGACAUUACAGAUGCUAUAAAGCUCGAUUCUGGUGUUGUCAAGAGGAUCUACACCCUUGAGGGAAAGCAAGUCAUAUGCCUUCAAGAUUUCUUUGGAGAGGAGGACAUCUUCAUCGCAUGUGGCCCGGAGAAGUUCCGUUACCAGGAUGACUUCAUGUUGGAUGAAAGCGAGUGCCGAGUGAUGAAAUCAACAUCCUAUGGGAAGAUGGGGUCUUUAAACAGAAGCUCUCCUAGAAGUAUCACCCUUUCCAGACACAGCAAGUCUCCUUCUGGAUCAGUGAAUGGGACCCUAGCCAGUCAACUGUCUACACCCCAUUCUGCAAAAUCACCCAGUCCAUCUCCCACCAGCCCAGGGAGCUUGAAGAAACGCAGGGGAUCCCAGAACAGCGGUUCUUCUCUGUCUCUGACCUCUACCAAAGUCUGCAGUAUGGAUGAAGAGGAAGGGCCUGUGAGUGAUGCUGAGCCCUUGGAGGAAACACCGAUACCCACAGUCCCGAGCUCCAUUUCAGAUCGGUACAAAGUGGGCCGAAUGAUCGGAGACGGGAACUUUGCGGUGGUCCACGAGUGUGUGGAGCACUCGACUGGCAGGGCGUAUGCUCUGAAGAUCAUCAACAAGGGCAAAUGCAGAGGAAAGGAGCAUAUGAUCCAGAAUGAGGUAGCUAUCCUCAGAAGAGUGAAACACCCAAACAUUGUGUUGUUGAUUGAGGAAAUGGACACUUACAGUGAACUCUACCUGGUCAUGGAGCUUGUUAAGGGAGGAGAUCUUUUUGAUGCCAUCACCUCUGCCAACAGAUACACUGAGCGGGAUGCCAGCAGCAUGCUGUACAACCUGGCCAAUGCUAUCAAGUACUUACACAGCCUUAACAUCGUCCACAGGGACAUCAAGCCGGAGAACCUUUUGGUGUAUGAGCAUCAAGACGGAAGCAAAUCCCUGAAGCUGGGCGACUUUGGCCUGGCCACCGUGGUAGACGGACCUCUGUACACUGUCUGUGGAACACCCACAUAUGUAGCACCAGAGAUUAUCGCAGAGACCGGGUAUGGCCUUAAGGUAGAUAUCUGGGCUGCGGGAGUCAUCACAUAUAUUCUUCUCUGUGGCUUUCCUCCAUUUCGUGGGAGCACUGAUGAUCAAGAAGCUCUGUUUGACCAGAUCCUGCUGGGACAGUUAGAAUUCCCUCUUCCGUACUGGGACAAUGUAUCAGACUCAGCCAAAGAGCUGAUAGUGUCUAUGCUGCAAGUGGAAGUGGAUCAGAGAUACACAGCGCUGCAGGUGUUGGAACAUCCCUGGGUCACUAAUGACGGUCUUUCAGAAAAUGAGCACCAGCUGUCAGUGGCGGGAAAGAUCAAGAAGCACUUUAACACUGGGCCAAAGCCCAGCAACAACACCUCGGGAAUGUCUGUGAUGACGCUCGACCAUGACUUUUCCAUCCAGAGAUCAGGGUCGUUGGAUUUCUGUCAGAACCCGAGCAUGUUCUGGAUAAGACCACCGCUCUUGAUAAGGAGAGGCAGAUUCUCCGACGAGGAUGCCACCAGAAUGUGAGCGCAGCUCCCUGGACCACCCAGCCAACCUGUAGCCUCCACAUCUCAGCCUUUACUCCCGGUCUGCACCUCGACCCCGUCCCAACCUACCAGCGGACUUCCUGCGCAAGGCCCCAGUCCAUGUCCCUCCACCACCACCAACACCACGCCCGAGUCUGAAGACUUUUCCGCCUGCUCCUCGGAGACUGUUCACUCCCUCUUCUCCCCUUUCUA
Molecule: messenger RNA, 2534 nt
Organism: Carassius auratus (goldfish)
Lineage: Eukaryota; Metazoa; Chordata; Actinopteri; Cypriniformes; Cyprinidae
Product: serine/threonine-protein kinase DCLK1-like
Exons: 17
Coding region: 154-2322 (722 amino acids)
Biological process (GO): intracellular signal transduction; protein phosphorylation
Molecular function (GO): ATP binding; protein kinase activity
Source: RefSeq, a predicted model, not a curated record